AUGACGGAGGAGGACGGGAAGACGACGAUGGGAACGCGCCGCCAGUGGACUCGGGGAGCCGUGGACACUGUUUGGGCCGUUAGGGCGGUUGGCGGCCACUCUCCGCCCAGCCGCGGUUGCGUCGCAGCCCGGAGCGUGCCUCGGCGCACGCUCUCCUUCCGCUCGCCGCCCCCGCUGCCGGGGAGGCGGCUAGGGGCGGGCGGACUACCGCUCCCAGGAGGCCCCGCGCGGCGCGGGGGGCCGUACAAUAGCGGAGAGGAGAGGAGAGGAGGCGUCUGGGGGCGCGCGGACUACCGCUCCCAGGAGGCUCCGCGCGGCGCGGGGGUUGUACACUAG
Molecule: messenger RNA, 336 nt
Organism: Pipistrellus nathusii (Nathusius's pipistrelle)
Lineage: Eukaryota; Metazoa; Chordata; Mammalia; Chiroptera; Vespertilionidae
Source: the annotation of a GenBank genome assembly